Molecule: messenger RNA, 4278 nt
Organism: Aspergillus heteromorphus CBS 117.55
Lineage: Eukaryota; Fungi; Ascomycota; Eurotiomycetes; Eurotiales; Aspergillaceae
Product: WW domain protein
Exons: 3
Coding region: 274-4089 (1271 amino acids)
Cellular component (GO): membrane
Molecular function (GO): protein binding
Source: RefSeq, a predicted model, not a curated record
UCCUUCUCCCUUUUCCAUCUCCGCUUCUAGACAGACGAAGAAUGAUAGACGGACUCCUCUCGCAUCAAGGCAGCUUGGUUCUUCCCCCCCCUCCAUCCUCCUUAUUGAUAGCAUACCCCGCAUCUCUCUUGCUACUUUCCCCUGUCGCUGUCGCAUACCUCCUCCGUCGUCUAACCCCAGUUGCGCCCUAGUUUCAAUCCCUCCGCCUUUGGAUCCAGAGGGUGUUUGGAACUCUAGAGAACUUGGGACAGUCACAACCGUUCAUCGCCGAUCAUGAACUCCAGCAGAAGCCGCCAGAUCAAUCGCUCCCAGGAGGAGCUCUUCUUGAAUACCACUCCGGACCUGCCACAGGACGAGUCGCCUGUUGUUGGGCCAUUGCGUAUUAGCAAGCAAGAUACUCCACCCCCCGCCUCGUCGCAUACUACGCCCCUGCCCUACCCCGAUGAUAGGCAAAGACCUCAACACAUCCGGAGCUCCGGCUCCAGUGGCUCUAGCCCAGUGUCCUACGGAGCUGCGUCCGAUGAUUCCCCCACUCUUCCGAGCAAUAUGUCGGCUGGUUCCGGCCUAUCCAAGCCUGCGGAUUAUCCAGCGUCUUUGCGGCUGCGGGAUGGUCGCGAGCCCAAACAAGCCACACUAGCCGAACGACGGGGCAACAUACCCAAGCCGUUGCCCGAAUCCCCAGCUGGGGACUCCCCAGACAGAGAAGGGUUGUUUGCCCGGAUUCACCAACGGUUGCCGGCGCCCAUAGCUUCUGUGGCUGGUGUUCAGUCCCAGGCGACUGCAUACCCAGAUCCCCGUCAGCAGUAUUAUCCGCCUCCUCAGGCCUCCAACAGGCUACCCACCGCAAAAAAUCUACAGCCACCAAAUGGCGCAAUCAACCGGAUAAGCUCCACAGCAUCGAACUCAACAACCCGUGCUCAGCGGGGCUCCCCUCCGCCCCCUGAAACCCCAGUGGUUGAGCCUGGACAGCACCCGGCGUCCGACAUCGAAGCGCGGUAUGCGGCCUCGGGAAUUGCUGGCACCUCAACCUUAUCCGGUCUGCAGGCUCAGGGUACAGCAGCGCAAAGGAGAGCUGAGCAGUAUGCUGGCCAGCAGCCCAGGAAUCAACAGUCGAUGCCACCUGUUCCCCGGCCAUGGACUCCAACGGAGCAGCCUGGGACCCAACCACAUGGACCACCUACUGUUUACCAAGGUGCCGGAGUCGUGUCCGAAGAUAACCCUCCGGCAAGCCCCCUCAGUCAAUCAACAGCAUCUCCAUCGCAGGCACACCCAGUUCAGCAACAGACUAGAAUACCACCCAAUGCGCUUGAGCAGGAUCUGGAAAGAAUGCGCAUAAGCUCAUCACCCCCGCCUGCCUACUCAAGUGUAUCGGGGCCUGCGACGUCCCAGAAUCAUUCGAAUGAGAAGCAGCGUAUUCCGGUAUUCACUAGUCAGCCCACCCCGCCUGUUGGACAUCCUGCAAGUUCUAGCCCUAUGAAUGGUUCUGCAGCAGCCGCUGCGCCGUUAACAUCUGUUCACGACCACCCAGCGUUUGCAAAUGAUCCAAGGCAGCUACAACAACAGCAGUCACGGCAGCAAUCUCCACAGCAGCAGCAGCAACAGGUGCAACAGGUGGAACAAGUGCAAGUGCAGCAGCAACAGCGGCAGCAAUCACCGCAGCAACAACUGCAGCAGCAGCAGCAGCAGCAGCAGCAGCAACAACAACAACUGCAGCAGCAGCAGCAGCAACAACAACAACAACUGCAGCAGCAGCAACAACAACAACAACAACAACAACAACAGCAGCAGCAGCAGCAGCAGCCGGGACAGUAUCCUCACAAUGGCAUUCAAACCCCUGUGCAGAGCGGAAACCAGCCGAUCCUUCAACAUGCUAUAGCCAGCGCGCUACCAACCCCAGGGCUUCCGCCCGCCUCUCCUCCGCCUCUCCCUGAAGGCUGGAUUGCUCAUCUCGACCCAAAUUCAGGCCAGUACUACUAUAUUCAUCUACCAACGCAGUCUACCCAGUGGGAGUUCCCUAAAGGGCCAACACCUUUGAACCUCAAUGAAACUCCGCUGUCUCCAGUAGGCAGCGUGUAUAGCAGUCAUCCUCUAGCAUCUCCAGUCUUAUCGGCCUUUGUUAAGCCUCUGACAUCUCCUGGGAUUCCUUUGACGCCGGGGUAUGAGAGCCUGCAAUCGCCCAUCGUAACGGGAUUUACCGGCCCUCCACCGAGCAGUGGGAUUGAUUUGUACAAGGUUGCACCAACGAAUGGUGUCUACUUUGGCCCGUAUCUCCGCUACAACAAUAUGGACGUGGAGCGUGGAAUUUGGCUAGGCUCCAUUCUCUUGGUGACCGACGCUGCACAACCUCCCUCAAUACAUAUCCACCAGAGUGUCGAUCUAUCUCCCAACCCGCGACAACUGAAAGCAAUGCCUAUCUCCGUCCAUCAGCGAUGGACGUUUUAUAAGUAUGAAGUGGAUUUACCGAUGGAUGAAGGCGGUCCUGCAAAGUGGACUUACGCGAUCACAUCCCAUCUUGGUUGCACACGCUAUGAGUUUUUGGUUGCUGGACGUUACGAAACAGGUUGGCGUUUUAUCACCACCUCUGGGAACGACUUUUCUUUGAAUGUAAAUGCGAAUGAACGAUCUCGACUGGGGGGCGUAGGGUUCAUGUGGAAAGACAUUAUGCAGAAACAUAAUGAGAUUGGAGGGUUCCAUGCACAGUUGUGCCUGGGAGGCCAGAUUUACGCCGAUCGAAUGUGGAAGGAGAUACCAUGCCUCAAGCAAUGGCUUACAAUAAGUGGAAAGGAGGCAAGGAAAAAAACCCCCUGGACCACGGCCCACGAGGAAGACGUCUCGCAUGCGUACUUUCACUACUACACAAGCCAUUUUGAUCAACCACAUUUGAGAGAAUCAUUCGCCCAGAUUCCCUAUGUUUGCCAGAUUGAUGAUCACGAUAUAUUUGAUGGAUUCGGCUCCUAUCCCGAGCAUAUGCAAUUCUCGAAUAUGUUCAAGAACGUGGGCCGAGUAGGAACAGAGAUGUACUUGCUGUUUCAGCAUCACACCACACUUGACUUACUCCGCAGUGUCAGGAACGACACCGAUUUAUUUACCAUAACUGGCACGGGCUGGCACUUUGUCAAAUACCUUGGGCCAGCUGUGGUUGCUGUCGGUCUCGAUUGUCGCGCGGAGCGCAAUCCGCAUCAAGUGGUGGCUGGGCCAACAUAUCAAGGUAUUUUUCCCAAGGUGGCUAUGCUACCUCCAACCGUGCAGCACUGCUUGUGGAUGCUUUCGGUACCCAUCAUCUACCCACGACUCGAGACUGCAGAGCACAUUGCACAUACGGUUGCUACGGGGAAAAGAGCCGUCACAGGGGCAUAUAAUGUACUGGGAAAAGUUACAAGCUCCGUGGCUGGCGUUGUGGGCGCCAAAGGUAUGGUGGGAUCCGGUUUUGAUUCCGUCAAGCGUGCUGUGGGAAAGACCGGCCUCAUGGGUGGGAUUCUUAGCCCAUUUGGCGAGCUUGACCUGCUGGAUGAGCUCCGAGACCAGUGGACGCACGAGUCCAAGGACCUUGAACGGACCUACCUUAUUCGUACGCUUCAGGGUAUUGCGCACCAAAAGUCUUUGCGGAUGACUUUCCUCUCCGGUGCUGUCAAUGCCUGCGGUGCUGGACUGGUACACGAUCCAUCUUUUCCAUCAAACCACAAGACAAUGUAUCAGCUUAUUUCUUCGCCGGUUGUGAACAACCCCCCGCCUUCAUAUGUCAUCAAACUUCUCCACAGCAGCAACAAGCCUCUCUAUGUCCCUGCUAAUGGCCAUCGCUCGACGCCUUCACAACCAACUGAUACUAAGGAAGAUAUGCUAGAGAUCUUUCAAUCCGACGUCACGGGACAACCUCGUGAGCAUCGGAAGCUCAUGGGCCGUCGUAACUAUGUUGCCAUUGUUGCCUACGACCCGGAAGUUGUUAACACGAUGUAUGGGUACACCUCUACAAAUCAAGGGAGUGGAAAGCUGAAUCUUGCUGUGGACUUCAUGGUACAGGGAGAUGGGACAUUUGGUACGGUUGUAAAGUAUGGGCCCGUGAUUGUUCCCAGCCUGGAGCCGGGGAAGUAAGUGGCAGAUGAUUCGGGCCGAGGCUUUGGCAGAUUUGGAGUUCUGAUGUGAUACAUUUCACCGAUCCCUUCCCCCACCUAUCACGCCUUUUGGCAUUCUUCUUCGUGUUCUCUCUCUCUCUUUUACGAGUAUACGGACUUGCUUCAUUCGUUCAAUCUAUCUCAUACUUAGCGCAUCAACAUAUCCAAU